Molecule: messenger RNA, 2138 nt
Organism: Cannabis sativa
Lineage: Eukaryota; Viridiplantae; Streptophyta; Magnoliopsida; Rosales; Cannabaceae
Exons: 6
Coding region: 327-1694 (455 amino acids)
Source: RefSeq, a predicted model, not a curated record
AUCACAGCCGUCAAUUCCAGAUUGACAAUGAAUCAAGAAAAAGUCAUUCAGUCCGACGGCCCAUAAUCAUCUCGGGAAAACUAGUGAAAUGAGUGUAGAGGAACAGAACCAAACUUGGUCUUCUUCACUCUAUUUUUUCAGCGAGAAAGCCGAAGAGCCAAAGGUAAGGCUUAAGCAGUUGGAAAUGGAACAGAACCCUUUUAAGCCAUUUGUGCAAUACAAUCAUGGAUUGGAUAUGGCCAACUCCACUCUAGGAUAAGUUGAAUGGUUCAUGAGCUAGGUUUGAAGAUUCCGAGUAUCGAAGUAAAGAUUACAGAAGAUAAGAAAUGGCUUUUAUGAUAUACAAUGAUGAUCAUUGGGCUUUUCUGGAAGACAUUGAGGCACCUAUGUGGGUUGAUCUCAAUUUGGAAUCUAAGUCCAAUACCCAAAUCAUCGACGAUAAGUGGUUUAACACAAGUCAUCAGUUCCACCAAUGCUCAUCUCUCCAGUUAAAGUCAGCCUUUUCCCAAUCAGGGGAAGAGAUUACUACACGCCUAGAUGUAGACCAAGCUAGACUAUCUUCACCAAACCUUCCAAAUUCUGUGUCAAAAUCAAGAGGAAAACAAUAUAAGAGCAAAAAAUGGAUAGGAGAGAAUCAGGAUUUUGCAUUUGAUAAGUCACAUCCGGUCAAGAAUCUGAGUAGGAAAUUGUCAUGUUCUGGAGCCAAAAUAAGACCCAAAGAAAGCUUUAUACAUUCGAAAGAAACAUCCACUUCAAAAUCAAGUGUAGUCUGUCAAAGCAGUUCAAGUUGCAAGGCUGUAUCUAAUUACUCUAGGUCUCUAUCCACAUGUGGGGAUCCUGGAAGCUGUUCAAGUUCUGAGGCAAACAAAGCAGUUGAAAGCAAUCCAACAAGCACCAUUACAUCUGAGAGUGGUCAGCCACAACAGAUCAAAAUUGUGGAUGUGUCAAGCCAAGCAUUUGGUCACACACGUGAUCUUUUGUCUGUUAUGAAGAUUAGUCUUAGAAAGAGUCGUGUUAUGAGACAAGCAUCAAGAGUAGAGAUUAACAAUGACGUAAAGCCAUCAAAGGGACGUAAUUCUACAUCCAGCAAGUCUAGUGUUGGAUCAUCCUCGAACCCCAGAUACAAUGUCAAGAUCUCAACAUCUACAACGACACAGCCCAAAGAAAGAACCCCAGAUAGCAGAAAUGCUGGGAGGGUGGCUAAUGUAGUCAAGAGUAAAGUGAAAUCUUCAGGCAUAGUGAACGCAUCUACCAAUAAGGUUGAAGAAGGAACAUCUAAUAACAGAAGGGUUGGAGGUCAACCUAAUAUUGGAAAGUCAAUCCGUCAGGAAGGUGCAAAACAAAAGGUUCCAUUUCGACCUGCUGGUGCUAAAGUCUUAGUACCUGCUAGAGUUAAUGAGUGGAAUUCUGUCCUUGCUGCUUCAAAACCCAAGAAGAAAACAGCACCUGCUGGAACUAAGAAGUUGGCUGGUGAUGGAAAAGAAAAUGUGUCCGUUAAAACAUCUGCAAGUCAAAAGUCCAAGAGCAAAGGUGUUGCAAGUGGAGUCAUGUUGAGUAGAGGUCAGAUUGGGACAAAACAGAAUAUUUCAAUAAAGAAUGGUGUAGCAGGAAUGGUUUCCUCAAAGGGAAAAGGCAAGGAUCGAGACAACUUGGAAAAGCCCAAGACUUUGAUUCAUAGGUUCCACUUUCGAUAGAAAGGAUAUUAAUGAUAGCAAUAAUAGCGCACUACAGCCUCCCGUGGGUUGGGGCAUGUACAGCAUAAUUCUUUAACAUAGUUUUUUAAACUUUGGAGGAAGCAUGGACUGAAGCAGCAAAUUUUUGCCCUUAGACCAAGAUUUUGUUUUUGUGGGCAACUUUUAAAUUGUGAUGAUAUUUCUCUGACCCAGAGAACUUACAAAAGCUUGCGAGUCAUGGCCUCGAUUUAUUAUUUUGUUUCGGGAAAGUUCUAAUAUUAGAAAUAUUGGAUUUUCUCUUGUGUAUAUAUUAGAUCUUGGUUUCUACUCUCUCAUUGAGCAAUUAUCUUUUUAAGAAAACUCGUAAUAUAGCUUCUACUUUCUCCACUCGGCCUGAAUUUGUAUGCCAAAACAAUAUUUGCAUUCUUGAUUGUUUGUUGAAUGAAAGCUUUCAAAUUUAGGUUU